This is a messenger RNA of Octodon degus (degu), 1760 nucleotides long. RefSeq names its product ubiquitin protein ligase E3D (gene Ube3d). The record is from RefSeq and is a predicted model, not a curated record. Gene Ontology annotation, biological process: protein monoubiquitination; protein autoubiquitination; protein polyubiquitination. Gene Ontology annotation, molecular function: ubiquitin protein ligase activity; ubiquitin conjugating enzyme binding; cyclin binding. The transcript is spliced from 11 exons. Gene Ontology annotation, cellular component: ubiquitin ligase complex; cytosol; nucleus. Bases 1 to 1305 code for a protein of 434 amino acids. NCBI's taxonomy places the organism in Eukaryota, Metazoa, Chordata, Mammalia, Rodentia, Octodontidae.
AUGCCUAUGUUCAGUCCCAAAGCCAGUGAUGGCGAACCUUCUAGAGCUUUCAGUGGUGCAGUCAGCCGGCUGUGUGGGCCAUCGGCUCCUGAUAGUCUUGUGUCGUGCCAGGAAGUAGCCUUAAGACUAAGGCUAGUGGGAGGCCCGGCUGAGAUUCAUAGGCGAGUGCGCGGCCUGCCCGCUCGAGUACUUCUGUCGCAAGGCUCAGCACGUCGCCUCUCGCCAGAGUCCUUUCGGCACGUGCCCUCCCCCUUCCCGAUUUUACUUUUAAUUGUCAGAGAGCCGGAAGGAGGACUUCCCGUGGACGUCACCGUGAGGCCCUUCUCGCUCCGCGUGGUCAGCCCCGAGGGCUGCACCGAGGUCGCGCUGCCAGCAGGGGUCAGGCUUGCGCCGUCCUCCUGCCGCGGGCUGAGCUACGUCUCCGGGGACGGGCUGCACCUGCGGCUGCAGGCGCGGGCGGAGCCCAGCGCCACGCUGACUUCAGACUUUCACCAAAGCUCCCCAGCCCAAGCAUGCUGCACAUUUUACUGCCAGUGCUGCGGCGAAGUCCUAAUCAAGGACAGGACACUUCUCAGGGUUCUCCCACUCCCCAGUGAGAACUGGGGCGCUCUGGUUGGAGAGUGGUGCUGCCACCCUGACCCCUUUGCCAAUAGGCCGCUUCACCCGCGAGAGAACGACUGUUUCACUGGAGACUCCUUCUUUUUGGUGAAUUUAAGAAGCAAUGUGUGGCAGGAACCAAAAGCAAAUACCAAAGUAAUUUGUAAGCGUUGCAAGGUAGUAUUGGGAGAGAUUGUGUCAUCAGAAACUACUAAGUUUUACAAGACAGAGGUAAUUAUUCAGCCAUCUGAGAGGAGCUUUCCCAUCAUUCCAAGGUCUCAGUUUGUCGAGAGUGCGGUUGCGCAGUGUCUGCAGGAGCUGUCCUCGGCUAGAAGCACAUUUAGGUACACCGUUCAGGGCCAGGAGGGCAAAGUGUACGUCCUGCUUUGGCUUUUAAAUUUAGACAGUUUGGUGGUUGACUCUUUGAGAAGUUCCAAGCAUAUCAAAAAGUUCCCUUUAUUCGAAGACACAUUGAAAUCAAGCUCCAGUUCUGCCCGGAAUGCUGUCAAAGUCCUUUACCAGCCAUGCAUCAGAAGUAGGAAUGAAAAGCUUGCCAGUCUGUGGGAAAGUGACAUCAGCGUCCACUCUUUGACCCUGCCCUCUGCGACCUGCCUGGAGCUGCUGCUGAUACUGUCGAGAAGCAAUGCCAUGCUGCCUCCGUCCCUGCGCCAGAUGAACUCCUUCCAGGUGGCCUUUCUGAAGAUGUAGCUGUUGGAGCUGAGCAUUCUGCUGCCCAGCAAACAGCUGUCCCUGACGGAGCACCCUGAAGGCCCUCAGCUCUGCAGGCACCAGUCACAAAGGCGCGAGCCGGAAGUGCACACUGGGCAUGUUUCACUGAAGUUUUGAAUGUUCUUGUUGGCAUAUAUUCUUCAUACACGCUUUGGAUCUCUAAAAUCCAGGGCUGUGAAGAAAGUUGUAAUAGGAGGUUGUCAGCAGGUUAAAUACAGAAUUUUCAUCUCUGCUCCCCACAGAGAGUAAUAUUCAAAUCUCUGCUGUGUCAGCACCACCUGGAACCAUAUGAGCUAAUGGAGACCCAUCUGUCCUGUGCAGGGUACAGCAAGGGACUUACUGGUGGCACUGAGUAUUAGCUGCUGUAAAUCUGAGGAAAUAAAGUUUAAAGAGCUUCUUAGGUUUGUUUAAGACAAUUUAAACACACACACACA